AUGGCCUUGCGCACUUCUGCCGAUAAUGCAGAGGACGUGGCCGCGGGUUUUCGACGCUUCCGUGACCCUCUUCCUGAGCAUGCCACCGAAAUUACCGGCCUUAUCGCCGAUCUCUUUACCAUAAGUUCCUCUAUGAAGAGUUUAGAGGACCUGUCAAAAGAUCGCCACUCCCGAACCAAUCUACUUGUUGCGCGCCCGGAUCUGGAGCUUGUCCGCGCCAGUUUGAAGUAUACUCUUGAGGACAUUGUUGAUUUUUUUGGUGAUCUAGAGGAACGGACAGCGUCCAGUCGAGAUGCAUUUAAACGGACCUGGAUGGACCUGUGCCUAUUUUUCCUGGAGGAGUCUCAGGUGUCCUUAUCGACGCGCCUAUCCAGAUACAAAGUAUUCCUGAAAGAAUUGGAGGAUUUAGUGAGGGGUCAACCUUACGAUGUGAUUCACGUAUCUGGCCUUCGGGAAGCUUUCAAGGCACUGUUGAUCCAACAAGACAGUCAUCUUGCCGCCCGUCUAAGUGCAAUGUCCGUGAGCUCUCCAUCCUCCGCCAGUAGCAACAGUACCGCACCUAGUAGUCCGGUGAGUGACCGCAGGCCCCGCAACCGCAGGUCUUACGAACGAGCCCGGCCCCCGCACCUCUCCCCCCAGACGCCUACCUCUCCUUCGUCUGGCUCGUUUUUCGAUGUUCCUCCCCUCACGCCCGACGCUCCGGGUUCGCCUAUCACGAGUUCAGCUACCAGUCAUUCAUUGGGAUCCAAUCCUUUGAGCGAACAUUGGGCUAAACAGGUCUUUCUUGGGGGACGCACGGCAACUCGAAUUCCCAAUGUGGGUGAAAGCUCAAAAUGUCUUGGAGACGCGCGAUCAGGACUGAAGCCAUGGCUCCGCGAUGAGCGGUUUGAUGAGCUUCUCCAGCUGGACUUCACUGGCGCCUCUGAUUUUCGAGUAUACUUCUACCUCCGGGAGGACGAUCACCGUGUACGGAUCGUCUGCAGAUCCGCCCGACCCUCGAAGUCGAGUGAAUACUUCUGUUUACCGUUGAAUUUGCUGGAAGUGAUUCGAGAUGGUUCUUCCUGUCUGCAAUUGUGCCGACGGCGUCACAGUGGCCAGGAACUCAUAGUGUGGGCCAACCUCAAGUUUAGUACAAUCGAAGAAAUGGUUUUUUUCUUCUGUACAUUUUUGGCCCUCCGCUCCCAAGACUCAGGUCGACCAGUUGGCCGGAUUCGCGACUACGAACUCGACGAUGAGGAGGAAUUAUUCGGAGGACCUAUAGUUGAUGACAAUUACCUCCACGCCUUGCGUGUGUACCGGGACAACGUAACCGGUGCUGUAAGGCUCCAAGCCUCGGUUCACAAAGGCGAGAUGAAAAGGGCACCUGUUUGGACUGCGUUCAUAUCCGAAAACGUCAAAAUUCGAGGGUGGUAUCGUCGAGUAGAAUCGAAAGUUAUCCUCUUAAGCGAGCUCCGCCAGAUCAUCUUCACUUUCUCCGAAUACACUCCUCCACGAACAAAGAAGGGGGGGUAUCUGUUGAAAUUUACGAGUCGUGCUGACGCCGAUGGUUUCAUAGAAACCAUGGCCGAACUUGCGAGUUUAGGAUGA
Messenger RNA from Aspergillus ochraceoroseus IBT 24754, 1587 nucleotides. RefSeq lists its product as uncharacterized. The record is from RefSeq and is a predicted model, not a curated record. The transcript has 8 exons. Bases 1 to 1587 code for a protein of 528 amino acids. NCBI's taxonomy places the organism in Eukaryota, Fungi, Ascomycota, Eurotiomycetes, Eurotiales, Aspergillaceae.